Molecule: messenger RNA, 444 nt
Organism: Melospiza melodia melodia
Lineage: Eukaryota; Metazoa; Chordata; Aves; Passeriformes; Passerellidae
Gene: LIN37
Product: lin-37 DREAM MuvB core complex component
Exons: 5
Coding region: 1-444 (147 amino acids)
Biological process (GO): negative regulation of transcription by RNA polymerase II
Cellular component (GO): Myb complex; transcription repressor complex
Source: RefSeq, a predicted model, not a curated record
AUGUUUCCGGAAUGUUCCAUUGCAGGCCCCCCGGCGUUUCCCGCAGCAGCGGAGGAAGAAGAGGAGGGAGGGGGGGGAGGGCCCGAGAACCCCCCCCCAGAACACAACUCGUUUGUGAUCCGGCUCUUUGACCGCAGCGUGGAGCUGGGGCAGUUCCCGGCGGGGACCCCCCUGUACCCCGUGUGCCGCGCCUGGAUCGGCCACUGCCCCGCCCCCGCCCCGCCCCCCGAGCAGGCCCCGCCCGGCUCCGAGUCGGUUCUGUCGCUGCCCCCGCCCGGCCCCGCCCUGGCCCCGCGCGUCCCCUCCCCCCUGGGCCCCGAGGAGGGAGCGGCGCCGCCCGACCAGGUGUUAGACCCCGCCCCCCAGAGUGUUAGACCCGCCCCCUCGAUUACGUCACUGAUCUACAAGAACAUGGACAGGUGGAAACGCGUCCGGCAGCGGUGA